CGCACGCAGCCAGAUCCCGCGACUGACGCUGCAGGCUGCUGCACUCCAAUCCCCCAUCAGGAGAGAGAGAGAGAGAGAGACGUAGAGACACAACGGGAAGAGAGAGAGGGAGGAGAGAGAAAGGGGGGACUGCAGAGCGCAGAGGGUCUGGAUGAAUAACCAUGGCAACAGCAGCAGCACCAGCAGCAGCAGGAGGAGAAGCGCUGUUAUAAACAUUACAACGGCGCGCGAUCAUCCCGCAAAACAGCGACUUGUGAGUGGACAAAGGCUGGAGCAGAGACAGCCCGCGGUGGACAGCACUCUACAUCACUGCUAAGGUGAUGAGUGGGAUUAUAUCAUGUCUGAAGUACAGGGAACACUGGAGUUUUCUGUCCAGCUGCACAAGUUUCACAAUGUGGAUCUGUUUCAGCGGGGGUUCUACCAGGUUCGAGCAGGGUUGAAGGUCUCACCUCGAGUGCCCCACAGGUUAAUAGCGACGACUCAAGACAAUGCAGGAGAAUGCAGCUUCAGCUCUGCAGGGGUUUACGACGGCGCCGUGUUCAGCCGGAUAUUUCAGAUCCUGUACAGAAACGAGGAGAUUGCGGUGAAUGACUGCAUGGUCUUCAAAGUCCACCUGCUACUGGACGGUGAAAGGGUGGAGGAGGCGCUGAGUGAGGUGGACUUCCAGCUGAGGCUGGACCUUCAUUUCACUGACAAUGAGCAGCAGCUGGAGGAGAUCCUGACUGUGCCGCUGAUCAGCAGUCGCACCCUCAGUCUUCACUUCCACCCUCGUAAAGGCCUCCACCACCACGUCCCCGUCAUGUUCGACUACUUCCACCUGUCGGUCAUCUCUGUGUCCAUACACGCCUCACUGGUUUCCUUACAUCAGCCACUGAUCAGCUUUGCUCGUACAGGGAAGGGCUCUUGGCUCGGGAAGAGUUCACCAGAGAGCUCCAGUGACCCAUCUGCCAUGUCUGUGGAGAACCUUGUGUUUGGCGCUGGUUACUGUAAGCCUGUCAUCUCUGAGGGAAGCUUUUAUGUGCCCAGUGAAAACUGCCUGCAGAGAGCUCACACGUGGCAUCGUAGGCUGUGUCGCCUCCUGUUGGUGGCGUUCAGAGGUCUGCACACCUACUACACUGCACUGAUGAAGGAGAUCCCACAGCUGCAGCAGUCUGCGCUCGAUGCAGAUGUGCUGCCGGUCGAAGAAACUCUCAAUCAGCUCACGAUAGAAUUACAGCUGCAGGAGGGCCACGAGAAGGUAGCAGAGCAGAUCAGCAGAGACGUGAGUCAGCUCUGCUCCCAGCUGGCUGCUCUGUGGAGCCGCUUCCUGGAUGCUGCUGUGCUCAACCCCCACAUCCUCUCCCAUCUGGCCCAGGAGCACCACACACUCAGGGUCAGGAGGUUCUCGGAGGCUUACUUCUUCACGGAACACUCCAAAGAGAUAUCGCUUACUUUCCAAGAGGAAUUAAUCAACAGACAUGGCCAGAUCGCUGCAGAAGUGCGGAACUCGGACUACCUGACCAAGAUGCCUCCUUUACCGGUCGAGUGCCUGGACAUCGAUGGAGACUGGAACAGCCUGCCCAUUAUCUUUGAGGACAGAUAUGUGGAGUCUCCACAAACAGUGAGGGCGUCACACGUGCCUGCAACUUGUGAGAAGCAGACCACUUCAGAUCCAGUCAGCAUGUUUUCCAAAAAGACUUUUAAAAGCAGCCAGGGAGCCAGAUCACCAGCCACACAUUCAGAUCCCUUGGACAGUGAUGAUUGUAUUGACCUGCCCACGUACGUCUCCUUCAUAGCGGAGCAGAGUAAAACUCACACCAACAUCAGACGUGUUCAGAGUCCAGUUCCUCCUGAGGACAGAGCUGAAAUCCCAGCUCAGUCGGACGCAGAACCCUUGAAGGAACCCACAGAAAAACAGGGCCUGGUUGAGGAGAACUGUGAUUCAGCCCUGAGACACAUCACAGUCGAGCCUUGUGACGUGGAUCCCUGCCGAGGCCAAACGGUUCACACUCCACUCACGCUCUCCACGAACAGCAAUUAUGAGUCGUCUCAUCACGAUGCCAAAAACCAGAGAAAUGCAAGAGAGAGUCAACACAAUGAAAAGCCGUCCGAAAAUCCCUCCUUGAAUGGUGAGAGUGAGGACCUUCCUCUCAUCAGCCUGCCCACCGUGCAUGUACAUCCGGUCAUAUCUGCCUUACCAGGUGAUCUCAGAAAAGAGGCGACUCACCGCGGAGGCCUGGUUAACUCCAAGAUCAUGAAGCGCUCGUCCUCGGUUAUUUCCGACUCAGGUAUAGAGAGUGAGCCCAGCUCCGUGGCGUGGCCCGUGGACGCCGCGCAGCGCGGACGACCACCACUGGACUUCUGCAACGACCGGGAGUUCUCGCAGCAGAUAGUUUGUCGCCACCCGGUCCACCGCAGUUCUCUGGAAGGCCUGCAGAUGGAGAGUAACGGCAGCCUUCCGAGCGCUGGCAUCCAGGCUUCACUCACCUCCAUCAGCUCCCUGCCCUAUGAGGAGGACCAGCAACUGAGGCAGCUCAGCAAACUGACCAAGUCAGUCUCAGCACCACAGAUAAGCAGUCCAGAAGAUGCUGAAGAGGACCACGUGUUGCUAAACCAGGAAGCAAACCCGAAGAGCUUAUUGAAACACCAGGACCUGUGUAAGAACAGCUCUUCCCUGAUCAGCAACCUCGAUUCAGAGCGAUCAGAGUCGUCUCUGUUAGAAACAAGUUCAGCUACAAACGUUGUCGAGGAGUACGGUCGAUGUGAGACGAGCGCGUCUGACGUGUCCGUUGAAGGCCGUCAUGUGACAGAACGCGACGGCGAGAACACAGCGAGUGUGUCAGCGGAGGACGUGCAUCUCACUGAAUCAGAGGCAGUGCCCUGCAGCUGUGUGCAUGACAGUGCCAACCGUUUCCAUGAGUCUUUAGUGGAUGCUGACCAGGACCAGGACCUGGACCAGGAGGGUCUGGACUCAUCUGAAACACCACUCGAGUUUUCCAACAAUCUACAUAACAGCAGCACCACCACAGCAGCGCAGAGGCCCAGCGACCUCGCCGGGCUCACAGACGGUGAUAUUGUGUCACCCUUUGACCUCAAUGGGAUCUCAUCCAGUGAGAAAGAGCCAUUGGACGGUCAGACCAAGUCUUCUAAGAUCCCCAACUCGGGUCUGGCGUUCGUAAAUAAAAAGAUGGUGGAGGUGGUGAACAUGUCGGUGUCCUGCGCCCCGACCUGCCUGCCGUUCUCUUCAGUCUUGAGAGACUCUCCGUCCAUCAGCGGAAUGUCGACUCGCCAGGCUGCAUCGCCGAUCACCAAUCAGCCGCUCGGCUCCUUUGGGAUCAUCUCCUCGUCUUCUUUCAACCCGCUGAACACGGACGAGGAGACCAAUGAGCGGAUGCUGAAUUUCUACAAAGCCAAAGAGGAGCUGUUCAAAGAGCUGAGCUUCCCGGCCAGCCUGUACAGCGACCUUCCUCUCCUCGCGUCAGAUCUGCCCUACUUCCCACCCGAGGAGGACGACGAGGAGUUUGAUGACGGCAUUCAUCUUGUCGUGUGCGUCCAUGGGCUUGACGGAAACAGCGCAGAUCUCCGGCUGGUGAAGACGUUCAUUGAGUUAGGGCUGCCGGGAUCCAGGCUGGACUUCCUCAUGUCUGAGAGGAACCAGACCGACACGUUUGCAGAUUUUGACACCAUGACGGACAGGCUGCUGGACGAGAUCAUCCAGCAUAUCCAACUGUACAAUCUCACCAUAGGCAGGAUCAGCUUCAUCGGCCACUCUCUGGGGAACGUCAUCAUCCGCUCGGUGCUGACAAGGCCUCGCUUCCGCUGCUAUCUGCCCAAGCUGCACACUUUCCUCUCGCUGUCGGGCCCACACUUGGGAACGCUGUACAACAGCAGCACGCUGGUCAGCACAGGUCUGUGGUUGAUGCAGAAGCUGAAGAAGUCAGGCUCCCUGCUGCAGCUCACCUUCAGAGACCACGUCGAUCCACGGAAAACAUUCCUCUAUCUCCUGAGCCAGAAACCAGGUCUCCAGUUCUUCAAGAACGUGGUGUUGGUGGCGUCUCCACAGGACCGCUACGUCCCUUUCCACUCUGCCAGAAUAGAAAUGUGCAAAACCGCUCUCAAAGACAAAACCACAGGACCCGUGUACACCGAGAUGAUCAACAACCUCCUCCAGCCGCUGGUGGGAGCUAAAGAAUGCCAGCUCAUCCGGCAGAACGUGUUUCACGCCCUGCCCAACACGGCCAACACCCUGAUCGGCCGCGCGGCCCACAUCGCCGUCCUGGACUCUGAGCUUUUCCUGGAGAAGUUCUUCUUAGUGGCAGGACUCGACUACUUCAAGUGAAGGUGCUCGUCCCGCAGGCGGCGGAGCCAGGACUUUACCCUCGCCUUGUAAGAGUGAAACUUCAUGUAUAUAAUGUCAGGAGCGGGAGAGGUAAGGCCUGUGUGUGCGUGCAUAAGAAAAGAAAAAGGUCAUCAUGUAUUGUGACUGGUUUUCAUGAACUCAAAGUGUGUGAGUUUAACGCGUAGCCAUGCGAAACAGAACAUCUGACGUCAGACUGCGGAUGUUUCUGUCGGCCUUAUGAACACUAACAGACGCUCAUUUUGGUUGAUAGCAUUUAGCGACUCACAGCUGACGUCGAUCCAAGUCCUACGACAUCUUAGGACGGCGGCGACAAAAAGAUGCAAAGCAUUUAUCCUUCUGAUUGUACAUGACAUUGUUGUACAAAACCAAACGACGGUCCUUUAUACAGAAAAUAGUAUAUUGUUUAAAUGUAUUUAUUUUUUAAUCUGCUAAUGUCUCUACAGUGUAAGUAUUCCAUCCGAGUGUGGCGUCGUCCUCAUUGAAUCCAUCAAAUGAAAUGACUUUAUGGAAGUGUUAUUAUUCUGUGUAGCCUAGGAUUCAGUGCGGUGAGUCUAAAAAAGGAAAAAAAGAUCUAUAUUUUUUCAUACAUUUACUUUGAUUCGUUUAUAAUUAACUACAUUCACCCUGAUUGGCCGCACAUUUAGCUCAAUGAGAAUUGUAGUAUAUUUGAUACCAAUGCCACGUUUGGCCACUUUUUUGACUGUUUGCACACUUUCAUGCUGCGCCUGUCAAACAUGACAAAAACAACCACCUGACACAGUUUACCGCCAAAUAUUGUGUUUGACUGUUUUUGUUGUAAAUCUGGAGGGAAAUUGCAAGAAAUGAUGCGUUGUGCAAAAGCUGGAGGCGUGAUUUACUCAUUUGGCAUCACAGGGUCAAGUGUGAAGGAUUUAGAGGAAUAUAUCACCACAAUAUAAUAUAAUAUACUCUCUAUUCAUUCUUGUGUAUUUGUCAACUUAGAAUGAACCCUUUAUAUUCAUGAGAAGCAGUUCCUCUUCCACAGAAUUCACCGCGUUGUACCGGCCGUGUACGUACGAGCUGAGAAUGGACCAAAUGCUGGCUCCAGGGAGAGCUUUUUAGGUUUUUAUGCUUCCUUCAGGCCACUGCAAUUUCCCCUCAUAUGCAGUAUAUACACUGGAGAGUGUGAAGAAGGGGAGAUUUAGAUGAGCUGAGGGCGGAGUGGAGUUGGUAAGCAAACGCUGGCGGCAGCUGACGGUGAAGAGUAACUCGACGACUUAAGUUCUAAUACUAAUAACUGUUCAGCUGUUUGCUUUGCAUAAAUGGAGCCAAAAGAAAUGGAUGAAAUUGAUGUAAAUUCAGAUUUAAAGGAAUACUUCACCAAUUUGCAUUUAGCUUUGUAUUACUAGAAG
Solea senegalensis (Senegalese sole) is the source of this 5709-nucleotide messenger RNA. RefSeq names its product family with sequence similarity 135 member B (gene fam135b). Bases 338 to 4318 code for a protein of 1326 amino acids. The record is from RefSeq and is a predicted model, not a curated record. The transcript has 20 exons. NCBI's taxonomy places the organism in Eukaryota, Metazoa, Chordata, Actinopteri, Pleuronectiformes, Soleidae.